AUGAUUCUAGCUGAACGUGCACUUGAUACAAUGAACUUCGAUAUACUACGUGGUCGUCCAUUACGUAUAAUGUGGCCUCAACGUGAUCCAACUUUAUGUAAAUCUGAUGUUGGCAAACUAUUCAUCGAAAAUUUGGAUAAAAGCAUUCAUAAUAAAUCACUUUAUGAUAUAUUUUCGGAUUUCGGCAAUAUUUUAUCUUGCAACAUCAUGGCUGAUGAAAAUGGCCAAUCAAAAUGUGUUGGUUUCGUUCAUUUCGAAACACAAGAAGCAGCAGAUAGUGCUAUUCAUAAAGUGAAUGGUAUGUUACUUGCUGAUAAAAAAAAUGAAGAAAAUUUUCGUGAAUUGUUUUCCAAAUAUGGUAAUAUUACAAGUUUGAAGCUUCCUACUGAUGAUAGUGGUCAUUCCAAAGGUUUUGGUUUUUGCAGUUUCGAUACUCCUGAAGAAGCCAAAGAAGCUGUUGAAAAUUUAAAUGGUUUUACUGUAGGUGAUAAACAACUUUAUGUUGGCCGUUGUGAAAAGAAAAAUGAACGUUUAUCUGAAAUAAAACGUCAAAAAGAAUUACAACGACAAGAACGCUUGAAUAAAUAUCAAGACGUUAACUUAUAUAUUAAAAAUUUGGAUGAUACUAUUGGUGUUGAACGUUUAAGGAAAGAAUUCUCAAAAUUUGGAACAAUUACCAGGGUCAAGAUUAUGUCAGAAAAUGGUCGACCAAAAGGUUUUGGUUUCGUAUGCUUUAGUGCACCCGAUGAAACAACAAAAGCCAUCAAAGAAAUGAAUGGUAGAAUGAUUGGCUCUAAGCCACUCUAUGUUGCAUUAGCACAACGUAAAGAAGAACGUCGUAUGCAUUUAACAAAUCAACACAUGCAACUUAUGACCACAUCGCAUGUACAUCCACCGAUGCAAUUAUCAGUCCCAAGUAAUGCCCGUGUUAUGAUGUCUUAUCCACCAACAUUAUUGCCGGAGUAUCGACGAGCACAACCACGUUGGUCAUUAGCUGCUCCAAAUAGUGGCAUGACACCACCAUCAGGUGCACAAAUGAUCGAUAUGGAAAUGCCAGAAACAGAUAUGGUUGUUAUUGUAUCUCGCGCUGGCAUGCCAGUAUCUGCUCGACCAACGCCAGGUCAAAUGAUGCCUAAUAAUUCUGGUAGGCCACAAGGAGGCAUGCAACAACAACCAGCAACAGCAUAUACUCGUACGGCUAGAAAAACGCCGCAGAGUAAUGCAGGUGGAUUCAGAAAUUCAAUUGUUGUUCCCGGACAAAAGCCAUUAACAUCUGCUGCUCUUGCGAAUGCAGCAUUAGAAGAACAAAAACAAAUGCUAGGUGAACGAUUAUUUCCUUUAAUUCAACAAAUGCAUCCAGAUUUAGCCGGUAAAAUAACUGGUAUGCUUCUCGAAAUUGAUAAUACAGAACUCCUUCACAUGCUUGAAUCACGUGAAUCACUCAAAUCUAAGGUUGAAGAAACUAUCGCUGUACUUCAAGCUCAUCAAGCUAAACAAUGCUUUGCAGCUAAACUAGCCGUAAAUAACUCAGUUGCCUCAUAA
Rotaria socialis is the source of this 1542-nucleotide messenger RNA. NCBI's taxonomy places the organism in Eukaryota, Metazoa, Rotifera, Eurotatoria, Philodinida, Philodinidae. The record is from the annotation of a GenBank genome assembly.